Messenger RNA from Acanthocheilonema viteae, 354 nucleotides. NCBI's taxonomy places the organism in Eukaryota, Metazoa, Nematoda, Chromadorea, Rhabditida, Onchocercidae. The record is from the annotation of a GenBank genome assembly.
AUGAUAGAAUUGGAAGAAAUGAUCAAUGCGAAUAAUGAAAAAGAUGUUCUAAAUGAUAAUAAUGUGGAAGUAAUUCGACGUAUUUUGGAUGAGAUGAUUGAAAGCCGUCUAAAAGUAGUCAGUCAACAGGAGAGUGUUUGCAUUUCUAAUUCCGAAUGCUGGAAGGAAACGGGGAUAAGAUUACUAAACAACAGCACAUCCCGUAUUUUUGAUAGCGGAAUCAAUGAAUUGAAAGAAGGUCCACCAAAAAAGCGAAGGAAAGGUUCAUCUGAUAUAAACUGUGACUGGAAUGAUGAACGUGCAAAAAUACGGACCGUUGCUGUUGAUGCUGAUUUUAUUCAAAAAUUCAGUUAA